Molecule: messenger RNA, 1280 nt
Organism: Trichoderma atroviride IMI 206040
Lineage: Eukaryota; Fungi; Ascomycota; Sordariomycetes; Hypocreales; Hypocreaceae
Source: RefSeq, a predicted model, not a curated record
CAUCGUUCGUCGUAAUAAUUGUCCGUGUCCUCGUUUAUCCAGUACCACUUUAAUUCUAUCAACACCAACCCUUUUCUUCCCGCCAGCGUCGCUGUAUUCAUUACUAGACUUUUGAUCUUCGACUUCUUCUGCUCUUUCUUUUCUAGGAGCAGCCCGAUUCGUUCCACGGAGACUUGCGCACGCGAUCGCUUCAAAACGCUCUUUAAUCCCAAGCUUUAACCAGACUGUCCUUCUCUGUUCUCCCAACUGCGACCAUGGCCAGCAAAGCUGCCCAAAAACGGUUAACGCGAGAGUACAAGACCAUUUCCGAGAACCCUCCUCCUUAUAUCACCGCCCAUCCUUCCGAAGCCAAUAUCCUCGAAUGGCAUUAUAUAAUUACCGGCCCUGAAGACACUCCCUACCACGGAGGACAGUAUUGGGGAACACUCGUCUUCCCUCCGAACUACCCGUUUGCGCCUCCUGCGAUUCGUAUGCAUACCCCAUCGGGGCGAUUCCAGCCAUCGACCAGACUUUGCCUUUCUAUAUCCGAUUUCCACCCAAAAUCUUUCAAUCCAGCAUGGGAAGUCUCGACCAUCUUGAUCGGCCUUUUAUCGUUCAUGACCAGUGAUGAGAUGACUACCGGCUCUGUCUCGACAUCUAGCGCUGAGCGGAAAUUCCUUGCUUCACGAUCGCGAUGGUGGAAUUCUACCGGCGGCGGGUCACAAGCAAAGGGAAAUUACGCUACAAAGGGCAACGUCAAGGCCGGUGAUGGAGGCGCCAAGUUCCGCUCAGAGUGGCCAGAGGUGGACGCUGAGAACUGGGAGUGGAUGAGGAAACACAAGAUAGACGCAGCCACUGGCGCAAAACCCGACGGUGACAAUGGUUCCUCUUGCGGACCACAGCUGGGCAUUGCCGGAUCUAGCGGUAACCAGGCCCAGGCUGUGGUAGAUGCUGUCGUCCAGCAGCGAGACGCCGGGCGAGGCUGGCUCUUUCGGAACAAGUUACUGGUCGCUGGUGCAGCGAUAUUCAUCUACGUACUCAUUGCGAGGCUGGUGAGUGGCAACGAAACCUUGGCAUAACUCUCUAGGGUUUGGAAAUUUGGAGUAUCAGAAGAUAUCCUCCAUGAUUCAGCGCGGGUUCGGCGCGGGUUAUACAGGUAAUACAUGAGACCGCCAUCGGCAGUUUAAAGAAUGGCGUUUUAGGUUGCGAUUGGGAAAUUAGUAGUAAUUGAAUUUAUUUUAUAUUUUUUUCCAGAUUGCAGAUAUCUUUCUAGGUAUAAAGAGACGUGUUUAAGGAUUGUG